CUACUGCCCCUAGAUUAGUAGUACCCUCCCCGAGUCCCCCCAACCAAGGCCGCCCGCCAGCACCAACCUGCCACACCCGAAAGCCCCGAGGAUCCACAAGGCUGACAACGAUGAUAUCAUGAUCCACCCGAACUAACUUGAUGUCAUCGGCCACAUAAGAUAAACUACUUAACUAAACCCUCCAAUCAAUCAUUCAUUCCAGCAAGAUAAUACCGCCUUUACUACACAUAGAAUCUCUCUUUCCAUAUAUUGAUUUUUAUUCUAGGACAUCUCCUUUCUCUACCUAAUAAUAUACUAUAUACUCAUAGUAUCAUCACAAUGAAAACCAUCGACGACACCGCCCGCGAAACCGCCCAAGAAAUGGGCUACAAAGAGCCCGCGUCCACGACCGACAGCUCGAACGGGAACUCGAUGAUGACUCCCCAGAACUCACUUAAUGAUAUGGCGCAAUCGGGUGUCAAGGAGAUGAAGAAUAUGUUUGAUGGCGUGGCGUCGGCGCCGGCGCCGGGGGAUUUCUUGAAUAGUACGUGGGAGCAUGUAAGGUCGUUGAUGGGUGGGGGUGGUGGUGAUGGGGAGGAUAAUGGGAAUGGGGAGGAUGGUGUCGUUGAGCCGGCAGAUGCGGAUGAGAUUCGGUGUAUUGAGAAUUUGGAGAGGGAGAAGAUUAUUCAGUUUUUGCAGGAGAGGCAUAUGAGUAUGAAUAAUACGGGGAGGGGGAAGAAGGUAUAACUGGGGAGUGCUAGAUCCAGGCCGGAUGGAUAAAAUAAUAUAUGAUAUUGGGACAU
Messenger RNA from Aspergillus neoniger CBS 115656, 782 nucleotides. RefSeq lists its product as uncharacterized. The record is from RefSeq and is a predicted model, not a curated record. The transcript has 2 exons. Lineage: Eukaryota; Fungi; Ascomycota; Eurotiomycetes; Eurotiales; Aspergillaceae. The coding region runs from base 319 to 726 and encodes 135 amino acids.